CCAAGGUAACGGAACCCGUAUACACAGACAUAGAUGAGAAUAUAGUUGAUAGAUAGAUAGAUAGAUAGAUAGAAAGAAAGAUAGAUAGAUAGAUACAACUUGACUGCAACACGUCAAUCACAGUUUGCUUGUAUGUUACAUCAAAAUAAGUAAAUCUAAUGCAUGUCAAUCAACUUUAAACUAAAUCAUUAAAAGCACCAGUGAGCAAUAUGUAGAUCCCUCCCUUUCCCAGUGUGUAGAGGAGAAGCUACAGUGGCCCUCGGGAACAUAAAAAUGGAAAAAAGCCCUCAUUAGAGCCAGUAUUUGUGAUGACUGUUCUGGGUUUACUGUAAAAACAUGGUGAUCCCCAACAGUGAUUAAAGCAAAAACAUCAUUUUUGGCAGAAAGAGUGUGUAAAGAUGCCAUCAGGUGAGGGAAAGAGUGACAUGGAGCGUCUGGGGGUCUUUAAAGAGAUGAGCUACAUCUCUGUCGGAGACAAAUACACGUCACCCACCAACCGUCCAUUCAAUGAAUCAGUCUAUCGUAGCCGGCAGAUUCAGGCGGGCAUCGCUAUCCAACACUGUGCUCUGCAAAGUGGUUUUUUCGAAAAGUCCUACAAACGGAUUUUUGAACGUGAAGCACUAAGUGACCCGCUGAGACUGGCCCGGCAGAACCGCAUCCAGCAGGCCAAGAAGAACCUGGGCAAGGCCUUUGUCCCCUAUAAUGGUGUCAAGAAGCUUUGUGGCUCAGGUAGUUACUAUGGGACUUUAUCAGGGCCAGUUGAAGCCAUGAGUCCUUUUACAGUUGUCCAGAAAGCCAAUCUCUCACCUGGACGCAACAUCAUCACCUCACCUCCCAAGAAAGGCAGUGGUUACAGCUAUCCCAACGUAACGCUGUCCAGAUUUGAGCUGUAUGCCUCAGACCCCUACGACAGAGCCAAAGAAGUACUGAAGAGGGAGGCCGCGAUCCAUCGCUCCAAGUUAAGAGAUGGUCCCUUCAAGCUCAACCUUCACCCCAGAGAUUAUUUCCAAGGGAAUCCAUACCACAGUAACAAGCCACUGAUGCCAGCACAGAAGCCCCUCCCACCUGCACAAAAUAUGUCUCCUGUCCCCUUCAAGCCCCCGUCCCCUGGCAAACGGAUUGGAGGGACAAAGGCGGGAACGUUUGACCCUUAUCCGUCACAUUCUGCUGAUCCAUUCAUCAUUCGCCGUUCCAAACAGACCAAUCAAGAGCCAAUCUUUCGCCCAGCUCCUGGUCCUAAGAGCACUCCUGUGAAGAGUAUCAUCACCAUGAAUGUUAACAGGACCGUACACUCUGCAAACUACACCUCCAGCUUCCCAGCUGUGAUGACACUCUGACUACAUUACUCACACUGCACCAACACUAGCUGUGUACUGAUUAUGUUUGUUUUACCAGCAGGGGCCAUAAGAGUCCCACAGAUAUGGUUUUAUUCCAAAAUGAAGGCGAUGCAGCCAUUACCAUCUUCAGUGUUUUAAACCAUGAAUCUGUUUUUCUUUCUCUGUUUCCUUUUCUUCAUAAUGUAUAACUGUAAUAUUCCAGAAAGAAUGUCACACAUACAGUAAUAAACAAGAGGUCAAGUAAAGGUUAGCACAAUUAUUAUAGUCCUCAGUUCAAAAAUAUUUACCAUGAUGAGUGUUUAUCGGUACAGCAUGUCUUAAGUUUUCUAAUAGACCUUCAUGAUGUUGCUUUGCAGGCUGCAAAGUGAACUGACUCAGAGUAUGACCAUACAUAUGGCAACUCUGGUUAUCACAACAAAUGCACAAUGGAACUUGUGUGAAAACCACUUUCAGAAAGCAGGCGGCAGCAGGAGAUAUGGGACCUUGGCUAUAGUAGAUAUACAACUUUAAGAUUGAUAUUUAUUGAGGAUAAAAAUAUUUUUUCUCUUUCACAUUGAAUGUCCUUAAGUAAAUAGCUGACCAUGGAAGACAAUUUCCGAAGAUUGCAUUGAUAAGUAUUUAACUAACUGAUCACUAUAUUAGGAACACCAUACUCCCUUUACCUUUUUAAUGGAUCCCACAAGAUGUUAGAAACGUUCCUUUUUGAUUUGUUCCAUGUUUACCUGACUGCAUUACAUCAUUUCUGCAAAUGUGUGUGUCAAGAAAACAUUCCUAACACCAUCACACCAUCAGCAGCAGCCUGGACUGUUCAACUAAGACAGGCUGAAUCCAUGGAAUCACACUAUUGAUUCCAGAUUGUGACUCCACCAUCUGCAGCCUCAGCAGAAAUCCAGCUUCAUCAGACCAGGCUACGUUUUUUCAGUCUUCAGCUGUGUCCACUGCAGCCUCAGUGUGUAUGAAAAUACCAGGAGAUCAGCAGUUUCAGAAACUCAACCAAGGCCAUCUGACACCAACAAUCAUGUCAGUCAAUCACAAAUGUGAGAUCACAUUUCUUACUGAUGUUUGAUGUGAACAUUAACUGCAUCUUCCUACCUGUCUCAAUAGGAUGUUAUACUGCACUGUUUAAUAAUGGUUGAAUAAUUGCAUCAAUAAAAUGGUGUAUAGAUUAA
Molecule: messenger RNA, 2506 nt
Organism: Hippoglossus stenolepis (Pacific halibut)
Lineage: Eukaryota; Metazoa; Chordata; Actinopteri; Pleuronectiformes; Pleuronectidae
Gene: cfap96
Product: chromosome 7 C4orf47 homolog
Exons: 9
Coding region: 399-1337 (312 amino acids)
Cellular component (GO): centrosome
Source: RefSeq, a predicted model, not a curated record